GUAAUAACAGCACACACAGUUGUUUUAAACAAACGUUAAAGUUUGCAUGCCCUACAUUUGACGAUAGAAAAUCGUAUUGAAUUUGUAUUGUACAAAAAUGUUAAUAUUUGGGUUGAUGCUGUUAAGUUCUACUAUUUUCUUGGAAUUGGUUAGUGGUGAAAACUAUUCGGAGCGUUAUCGUCUUCAGGUGCACUAUUCGUUGCCGUCUGGAUGGUUAAAUGAUCCAAACGGGUUGAUAUUUCAUGGUGGUGUCUAUCAUUUGUUUUACCAGAAUUAUCCGUAUAACAAAUUAUGGGGGCCGAUGCAUUGGGGUCACGCCGUAUCAACUGAUUUAAUCCAUUGGGAAACAUUGCCAGUUGCAAUAAAACCUGAAGAUGACGGUGAUAUAUUCAGUGGUUGUUGUGUGGUUGACAACAAAAAUGUGACUGGAUUUUCAAAAAAUGGCAUUGAACCGUUGGUUGCAUUAUUCACUCUCAGUAAGAAUGGCUAUCAGAGUCAAGCAAUGGCAUAUUCAUACGAUAAUGGAGUUUCAUUCACACGAUACGAUUGGAAUCCAGUUAUUGAAAAUCCGUCACUAGUCGACUUUCGUGAUCCUAAUGUGAUCGAACGAAAUGGAAUAUAUUACAUGGCCGUGGCAGCUAAUGAUCGAAUCAUAUUUUACAGCAGCACAGAUUUGUUAUCGUGGACCAAACUAAGUGAAUUUGGAGCCUCACCAAGUCAGGGUGAUAAAUCUGGUGUUUGGGAAUGUCCGGCGAUUGUUGCAUUAACAGAUGAAAACGGUACGGAGUAUCAUGUACUGAUUGUAUCAGAAAAUGGUGAUGCUGCGGGUAGUGUGAUGCAAUAUUUUAUCGGUAGAUUUGAUGGGAGUUACUUUGUUAAUCUAAAUGGUGCAGCGACUACUUUGUGGCUUGAUCAUGGACCAGAUAACUAUGCAGCGGUUCCUUUUCACAAUGACCCACACGGCCGAGUCAUUUUAAUCGGUUGGAUGAGUAAUUGGUUGUAUGCACAAGAAAUUCCAACAUCAACAUGGCGAGGUCAAAUGACAAUACCACGUGCACUUGGACUCAAAACAGUCAAUGGAAACGUUUAUGUCGUGCAGCAACCAAUCGAUGAUUUACUAUCGAUUGCUGACACUUCGAAAAAUUGGAAGAUUGCAGAAUCAAUUAGCGUUGGAACAUCCUUUACUUACAAUUUAAGUAAAGAAUCUUCAAUCGAAUCAUCGCUGUUAUUACUGGAGUAUGUCUUCGAUAUUGAAAAUGCACAAAGUGGAAUAGUUGAGUUUCGCUUCAGCAAUAGUCACAAUGAAUUUGUUUCGUUUGCGUAUAUUGCUCAGGAAAAAGUUUAUCAAUUGGAUCGAACGAAGUCUGGAAAGACAUCAUUCAGUAAUCGGUUUGCAAAUGAAAAACUCACUUUCGACAGAAUCGAUAACUCCGACAAUAUAACCGGACGCAUCAUACUCGAUGUUGCUUCAAUUGAAAUUUUCGCAGAUGAUGGCUUGAACACAUUUUCAGCAUUAUACUUCCCGACUGAACCAUUUAAUGAAGUUACUAUUAACUUCGCGUUUGAUGGCGAUGAUGAAACAAAUUCAGUCGUUAUUAAUGAACUCAGCCUCACUCCUUUGAAGAGCAUUUGGUCAUCCUCAACCGCUGUACGUGCAAGUGCUGGAACUAUUUUUGUCUUCAGUUUUUUUUUACGUUCUUUCAUGAAUUGAAAUUUAAUUAUUGAAUCCAUUCUAAAUUCGAAUAUGCUAUUGGCA
Messenger RNA from Bradysia coprophila, 1756 nucleotides. Its product is annotated as levanase pseudogene. The record is from RefSeq and is a predicted model, not a curated record. NCBI's taxonomy places the organism in Eukaryota, Metazoa, Arthropoda, Insecta, Diptera, Sciaridae.